Messenger RNA from Paramecium sonneborni, 1030 nucleotides. The record is from the annotation of a GenBank genome assembly. NCBI's taxonomy places the organism in Eukaryota, Ciliophora, Oligohymenophorea, Peniculida, Parameciidae.
AUGAAACAACUAAAUACAGGAUUCAAUAUUGAAAAAUAAUAAAGUAUUUAGUCUAAUUAUUCAACCACUUGGAAAUCAUUCAGUUAAGAAAUAAUCGAAGAAUCUUAAAUUUCAUAAAGUGAUAUCUGUUUGGUUAUCGCUAUUGAUAAUGAAUGUUCAACAUUAUUAGCUGGAUGUUAUUUACAAAUUAAAGUAUUUGAAUUCAACUAAGGAAUCAUCAAAUAAAUUUAAACUUUAAAUGAACAUAAGAAUUGGGUACACACUUUAACCUUUAUGAAGAAAUCAAAAUAAUUUAUAUCUUGGAAGUUCAGAUAAUUCUAUAAUUAUAUGGAAAUAAAAUUAAAAUAAUUUAUGGGAUUCAUAAUUGAGAUUAAAUGGACAUAAUUUUUGGAUCUCUUGUUUAGUAAUAAAUAUAAAUGAAGAUCUAAUUAUAUCUGGGAGUAGUGACACCACUAUUAAAUUUUGGAUUAAUAAGAAUGAAUGGUUGUGUUAAUAAACGAUUACUGAUCAUUCUGGUUAUAUAUAUGAUUUAAAUUUGAAUUAAUAAUAAAAUAGAAUAGUAUCAUGUGGACAUGAUAAAGUUAUAUUAAUAAUUGAAUAAUCAGAAAAGAAUACAGAAUGGAAUGUAAUAUAAAAGAUUACAGUUGAAAAGUAUGGGUAUAGAGUAUGCUUUAUUGGUAAUAAUAUGUUCAUAUUCUCACCUUAUGCUACAGAAUAGAUAUCUGUUUUUGAGAUGAAUAAUAUCAAUAAGUAGUUUACCAAGAUUAGAGAUAUUACAGUUAAGUGUGGGCCAGAUGAUCAAUGUUUAUUUCCUUAACAAUAUGUAUACUCUGAAUGUAUUCUAUUGAGUAAGAAUGGUGAAUAUGUCAAUUUGAUUAGGAAACAAUAAAAUGGAGAGUUUCUAACUGAAUAAUCUAUUCAUUUUGGAACUACAAAUUUAUUUGGAAGAAUGAGCGAGGAUGGAAAAUAUUUGAUCACUUGGGAUAGAAAAUCAAAUAAAAUCUAAAUUAGAAAAAGUAAAGAAUUAUGA